This is a messenger RNA of Fusarium graminearum PH-1, 572 nucleotides long. RefSeq lists its product as uncharacterized. Gene Ontology annotation, molecular function: structural constituent of ribosome. NCBI's taxonomy places the organism in Eukaryota, Fungi, Ascomycota, Sordariomycetes, Hypocreales, Nectriaceae. Gene Ontology annotation, cellular component: mitochondrial large ribosomal subunit. The coding region runs from base 47 to 379 and encodes 110 amino acids. The transcript has 2 exons. The record is from RefSeq and is a predicted model, not a curated record.
AAACCUCCUCCGACUGUGCCUCCAAAUCCGCAACAAUCCUCCCACGAUGUUCGGCGCAUUUCGCUUCACGAAUCCUCUAUCUGGUGGCCUUCUAUGGAAGGUUCCCUGGAGGAUGUCCAAGUUCCAGAAGCGCCGCCACAGACUUCGCCUCCGAGCCGUCGACGAUGUUGUAGCUACCGUUGACGCUGCUCUCGCCAAGAAGGGACAGACUCUCGAGGCCCUCGACCGAUGGAAGGCUGAGAUGCCUACUGAGGCUGAAAUGCUGCCAAGGGAUAAAUACACCAUGUUUGACCGCAAGGCUAAGCGUUACCGCAAGGGUAUUCACAAGCUACCCAAGUGGACAAGGGUGUCACAACGAGUCAACCCCCCUGGUUACUAGAGAAUCGAUUUCACGAGGUCGAAAAAGCAGGACUACCAGGUCGAAGAUCAUAUGGAGAACGGCGUAUUCAUCCCACAGUGGGAAUUACAAGCAGAUCCAUGCUGGGGUCCAUGUACAACACCUUUGUUUCAAUUACGAAUUGCGAGAUAAUGACAAUAUUUGCCAAAAUACAUCACAAAAGCUUUGGCGGCAG